This is a messenger RNA of Polyodon spathula (Mississippi paddlefish), 4539 nucleotides long. RefSeq names its product A disintegrin and metalloproteinase with thrombospondin motifs 3-like. The transcript is spliced from 23 exons. Lineage: Eukaryota; Metazoa; Chordata; Actinopteri; Acipenseriformes; Polyodontidae. Gene Ontology annotation, molecular function: metalloendopeptidase activity. Gene Ontology annotation, biological process: extracellular matrix organization; proteolysis. Gene Ontology annotation, cellular component: extracellular matrix. The record is from RefSeq and is a predicted model, not a curated record. The coding region runs from base 73 to 3873 and encodes 1266 amino acids.
UAAUUUUUUAAUUUUUAUCAAGUUUAUUUUCUCUUGAUUCAAGGGGAACCAUAUGUCAUAUUUUUUCUCGCAAUGGAUUAUAUUUAUUUAAUGCUGUCUUAUCUUGUCAGUUUGAUAUUUUUGGAUUCCUGGGUGCAUGCAGCAAAAACUCAAGCAAACCUCUCUGGAAAGCUAAAUGAAUAUGGGCUAAUUGUGCCAUUUAGUACAGAUUCCCACGGUCGGUAUAUUUCUCACGUGCUUUCAGCAACUGGAAGAAAUGAAGGUGUUUCGAUUUCUGGCCGGAGGAGGGUGGCACGGAGCGCCCGGGACCCUUUCCAAUUCACCUCAUCUGGCCAGCAUUUGUUUUUCAAUGUCACAGUCUUUGGAAAGGAAUUGCACUUACGCUUAAAGGCCAACAAUAAGCUGGUAGCCCCUGGUGCCUUUGUGGAAUGGCAAGAAGAUUUUGAGGAAAUUUCCAAGGAAGCGAUCCAUGGAGACUGUGCAUUUAAUGGGGAUGUAACUCACAUGCCAGGGACUACCGUGGCAAUAAGCAACUGUGAUGGACUGGCAGGGAUGAUUCGCACUGAUAAUGAGGAGUUUUUCAUUGAGCCCCUAGAGAAAGGGCAGCAGGAAAUGGAAGAAAAGGGGCGUGUUCAUGUGGUGUACCGCAGGUCUACCAUCAAAAGGGAACCAUUGGAAACAAGGGAGGACCACCACUAUGAAGAACAGUUCAACACAGCUGCUGCAGUACUCAGCUCACCAGCUGUUCCUGACUUUGGCCUAGGAGAGCUGCAGAAUUCGCUGGACAAGAUAGAGCAUCAAUUGAUCCAGUCAGAUCGCAAAAGGAGACAUGCCAAGAAAGAUGACUACAAUAUCGAGGUGCUGCUGGCGGUGGAUGAUUCGGUAGUGCGAUUCCAUGGGAAGGAACAUGUACAAAACUAUGUCCUAACUCUCAUGAAUAUAGUAGAUGAAAUUUACCAUGAUGAGUCCUUGGGAACCCAUAUCAACAUUGUGCUUGUCCGUAUAAUUAUGGUGGGAUAUCGCCAGUCUAUCAGCCUGAUUGAACAAGGGAACCCUUCGCGAAGCCUCGAACAGGUCUGCCGAUGGGCUCAUUCCCAACAGCGCUCUGAGCCUGACCAUGCAGAAUACCAUGACCAUGCCAUAUUCCUGACAAGGCAAGAUUUUGGUCCUGCAGGUAUGCAAGGUUACGCUCCUGUGACAGGCAUGUGUCAUCCCUUAAGAAGCUGCACACUCAACCAUGAAGAUGGCUUCUCCUCUGCUUUCGUAGUGGCCCAUGAGACUGGCCAUGUGUUAGGUAUGGAACAUGACGGUCAGGGGAAUCGCUGUGCUGAUGAAACCAGCAUGGGCAGCAUAAUGGCACCACUAGUACAGGCCGCCUUCCAUCGCUAUCACUGGUCACGCUGCAGCAAACAGGAGCUGAACAGAUACAUACACUCUUAUGACUGCUUGCUGGAUGAUCCCUUUGAACACAAAUGGCCCAAGCUUCCGGAGCUCCCGGGAAUAAACUACUCAAUGGACGAACAGUGUCGCUUUGAUUUCGGCGUGGGAUACAAAAUGUGCACUGCUUUCCGAACAUUUGACCCUUGUAAGCAGCUUUGGUGCAGUCACCCUGAUAAUCAGUAUUUCUGCAAAACUAAGAAGGGUCCCCCUCUAGAUGGGACAGAAUGUGCACCAGCAAAGUGGUGCUUUAAGGGUCACUGCAUAUGGAAGACUGCAGACCAGCCGUAUAGCCAGGAUGGAAACUGGGGCUCCUGGAAUAAAUUUGGGUCUUGCUCCAGGACCUGUGGUGGUGGAGUACGUUCCCGCAGCAGACAGUGCAACAACCCACCCCCCGCAUAUGGAGGACGUGACUGCCAUGGAUCCACUUUUGAAUAUCAACUAUGUAAUACUGAAGAAUGCCGUGGCCCAUAUGAAGAUUUCAGAGCCCAGCAGUGCUCACAACGAAGCUCACAUUACCACCAGAACAAAAAACAUACCUGGCUUCCAUACGAACACCCAGAUGAGGCCCAGAAGUGUGAACUGAUUUGCCAGUCUAAAGAAACAGGAGAUGUGGUGUUCAUGAAUCAGGUGAUCCACGACGGGACACGAUGCAGUUACAAAGACCCUUUUAGCGUCUGUGCCCGAGGGGAGUGCAUGCAUGUGGGAUGUGACAAGGAGAUUGACUCCUUUAAACAGGAAGAUAAGUGUGGCGUGUGCGGUGGGGACAACUCACAUUGUCGAACAGUCAAAGGGACAUUUGUCAAGACUCCCAAAAGACCAGCAGGCAUGUUGAAAAUGUUUGACAUACCAGCAGGAGCAAGACAUAUUCUCAUAGAAGAGACUGAGACAUCACCGCAUGUUAUUGCUGUUAAAAAUCAAGCAACAGGUAAUUUCAUACUGAAUGCAAAAAUUGAAGCCAAGCCCAAAACAUUUAUUGACAGUGGUUUGGAGUGGGAGUACACCAUUGAAGAUGGCAAGGAAACCUUAAAAGCUAACGGCCCCCUGCAUGACAACAUUAUUGUUUUGGCAAUACCUCAAGAUGAUGGCUCCAAAACCAGCCUAAUGUAUAAGUACAUUAUCCAUGAAGAUCUGUUGCCAGUUAUUGGAAACAACAAUGUCCUUUUGGAAGAGAUGGACACAUAUGAAUGGGCCUUGAAGAGCUGGUCACAGUGUUCAAAACCCUGUGGGGGAGGUAUACAGUAUACAAAGUAUGGCUGUAGGAGAAAGAGUGAUAACAGGAUGGUCCACAGAAACUUCUGUGACACCAACAAGAAACCCAAGCCAAUCAGAAGACGGUGUAACCUCAAUGAAUGUAGCCAGCCAUUGUGGGUGGCAGAAGACUGGAGCUCUUGUAGCAAGGUAUGUGGGAAACUUGGAUUCCAGUCAAGGGUGGUACAAUGUCUUCAGUCUCUUCAAAAUGGCACUAACAGGACAGUCCACACCAAAUACUGCACUGGGGAGCGGCCAGAGAGCCGGAGAGCCUGUAACCGUUCACCAUGUCCAGCACAAUGGCGCACAGGAGCCUGGUCUCAGUGCUCUGUGAGUUGUGGAGAAGGAAUUCAACAACGACAGGUAGUGUGCCGAGCUACGGACAACAGCGUUGGCCACUGUGAGGACGGCAAGCCAGAAACUGUACUGAUUUGUAAAUUGGAACCCUGCCCAGGAAAAUCCAUGUUACCUUCACCAAGCACAGAAACUGUUGAACAUGUCACCCCCAAAGUUCAGUGGGUAUCCCAGAUGGUUCCAGAAAGUCCUGUUAAUAAGAUCUCUACCAAUGAGCCCUGCCUUGGUGAUAAAUCCAUAUUCUGUCAGAUGGAAGUCCUAGCCCGCUAUUGCUCCAUCCCGGGCUACAACAAGCUGUGCUGCGAGUCCUGUAAUAAGAAGAUAGCUACUACAACACCACUGCCAAACCUUGAGAAAACUGAUUCUCUGGCUGUCCAGGCCAGUCCCAAACCAAUCCCAGACAUGGUAGUCAAGCCAACUGCCCAAAACCAACCUCAAAUGACCAACAGAGCUGCUACAACAAUGAUGAAUACAUCGGCACCACUUCAAGCCUUGACUGUCGAUACAUCAGACCUCAGGGCUGCUGGCACCUCAAUUUUGAUCUCCACGGUUCAGUCUCAGGGUACUGCCAGCCGCUCCACAGCUGUAGACAGUGAAAUUUUUGGAAACCUAUUUAGACUACCUCCUGGCCAAAAAAUAGUGGGGACAAGCACUGUAGGUGCACUGGAUACCAUGGCCUCAAAAAGGAUUGCAUUAGACUCCAGUAAGACUUCCCAUAGCACUACUAGUACAAGCAGCACUUUAGGUUCCUCAGGUGUGACCAGGUCAAGAAGAGAUGAUUAUGGAUCUGAGACAGACUUGACACACCAAACCUCACCUGUAGUUACAUGAAUUAUGACUUAAUCUGUGAACAUGCACAUUUAAUACUGAAGCUGACAGUAACAUACCUGUUUUUUUUUUUGUUUUGUUUUAACUGUGACUCUGAGGCACUUUUUUUAACCAGUUGCUGCAAGUAAAUUAUUUCUGUGCAAGUGAAUUUUGACCAGCGAUGGUUACCUCAAAGUUGGCAGAAAUUAUUCAAUGUUUCACUUACAAGCAGUGUAUUACACAACACUCCAUGCUUUACGAAACAAAACACAAAAAUUGACUUAAUCAGGUCUCCAGACUGUGACUAAAAUAGUCGGCAACACGACUUAAAAAUAUUUCCGGCUACAGUAUUUUUUUAUGUUAGGCACUGUUGGCUCCUAUAGCAAAAUUGACCAUCUGGUCAAUGGUGACCAUCACCAUUGACCAAAACUCAAAAACACCAACAGGCAGAGCCGUGUUUUUUCACUCAUUAUGCUCAUACGUAAUAUGUAAAUACACCAAUGCAUUUUAAUGUGCAGUGCAUGUGUGAGAGAUGAGAAUUUGUUGAUAAUGAUGAUCUGGCGGAAAGUGCACCUUCACAGCAAAGAAUUCAAGUGCAUCAAGAAUUUCCCUGCUUAUGUUAAAAAAAUGUAUUGUGAGUUCCCUUUCAAUUCGAAGACGACCACCAAAACAUUAAGUAUGGGAUAUGCC